AUGGGUACGCAGAAGCCGGGAGAAUGGGCAAACACUCUCAUUGCAAGAUUUGAAGAACAAUUACCAUACAAAACUGGUGCCCAAAACCUUCACUCCCGCAUAAAUGAAGAACAGUGCAAGGCGUGCCUGGUUCAGAUCAGCAGGCAUAGAUUCUCUCUUGUGAUAUCAGGCCUCACUAAGAUAUUGCAGAGAGUCAAUGAGCUGUACCAACCCACCCUAGGAACAUGCGUCACAAGGCCUCUAACUGAAAUCGAGAAGGGCUAUCACGACAGCCUGGUUAUAGUUUUAGAUACACUAGAAAUAUGCCUUAGCUCUCAGCCGAAAGACACCGCCAAAUAUGAAGAAGCCAUGAAUGUUAAGAUACUGCUUAGGGAAGUCUGCCAGUUUAUAGAUAUAAGAAAUGAAGCCAACAUUCAUAAUACUCUGCUUCGUCAGUUGGCCAGCAAAGUUUUAUUUGCAUUAAGUUUAAAUUUCUUUAAUGCUGUAUUUAAUAGAAUCAGUGCUAGAUUACAAGAACUCGCAACUAGCUCAGAUGAGAACCCCGAUUAUAUAGAUAUAGAGCUGAUACAACACAUAAAUAUUGAUAUAUUGAGGCUUAUACGGCUUUUCACAGAAUGUAUUCAAAAGUUUAAGUUAUUAAGAAAAUACACGCCUAUAGUUUUAGUGAUGUCUCUCGAAAAAGCUGUCUGGAAUUGGAUGGAUACUUAUCCACAGGAAUUCCUGCAAGUACAAUCUCGGCCUAACGACGAACUCAGUAAAUGCUGCGACACACUUUUCGAUAUUCUUCAAGACAGCUAUUCAGAGAAUAAGAAAACCCGGGUCGCUAUGUGGCCAUUGCAGAUUAUGUUGCUUAUUUUGAACCCUAAAGUUUUAGAAGAGAUCGUGAACGCUGACAGUGGCGCCCCCCUGCAGUCCAAGGCAUUCAAAGAAAAAACACUUCAUCGAUGCUGUAAAGAGAGGACUGAGUGA
Leptosia nina is the source of this 969-nucleotide messenger RNA. NCBI's taxonomy places the organism in Eukaryota, Metazoa, Arthropoda, Insecta, Lepidoptera, Pieridae. The record is from the annotation of a GenBank genome assembly.